Messenger RNA from Effrenium voratum, 1798 nucleotides. The record is from the annotation of a GenBank genome assembly. Lineage: Eukaryota; Dinophyceae; Suessiales; Symbiodiniaceae.
AUCCCUGGACGCUCUUGGCAGCUUAUGUCCAGAGCAAGUGCGGCGUGUGCCCGGCGAUGUCCAGAGCAUUGCAGACGCUGAGGGAGGGCGCGAGGUGAAUGUGACAGAGCUUCGUGCUCGAGACCGGAUCUUUGUCCGUGCCGGCGAGGUGAUUCCCGUGGACGGCCGCAUUCUAGAUGGCUACUCACAGCUUGGCUUGAGCCACUUGACUGGGGAGCCGGCUCCGCAGGAGGUGUCUCCGGGAGAUGCCGUGACGUCUGGCGCGGUGAACAUUGAUGGCGCGAUGCUCAUCGAGGUUCAGCGAGAAGCCGGAGAGUCCACGCUGCAGCGCCUUGCAAAGCUCACUUCGGGCGCCAAGGCCAGUCGGCCCAAGCUGGUGACCUUGGUGGAUGCUAUUGCCGACCGUUGGUCCUUUGCGGUGGUGGUGAGCACUCUGAUCAUCGGAGCAGCACCUCCGUUGCUGUGGCGGGCGGCCAUCGGGCCGUCCAUGUACCGCGCGUUGGUGUGGCUGAUUACGGCUUCGCCUUGUGCGCUUAUUCUCGCUACGCCCUUGGUCUAUGUCUCCGGCCUUUCGGUGGCGGCGGCCAAUGGGGUCUUGCUCAAGGGCGGGCGCACCUUGGAUGCCCUGGCGGUUACCAACGGCGUGGCGUUCGACAAGACCGGAACCUUGACGACUGGCACUCCCACCUUGCAGAAGAUCGAGGAGAUUGGGAAGGCCGCGGCCGAGGGCGAGGGCUUGGAGCCAUUGGCCUGCGCAGCGUCGCUGGGCCAGCUCUCCGUGCACCCGGUGUCGCGGGCUGUCACCUCGGCGCUGCCUAAGGACCAGAAGACCUUCGAGGUGCUGGACUUCCAGAUGGUCGCGGGCGCUGGGGUCACUGGCAGCCUCGUGCUGGACGAUGGCGCUCGGGAAGCUGUCAUGGGGCGACCCCAGUUCGUGAGCGAGAAACUCGAAGGUUCCGACGCUGCCCUGGCUGAGGAGCUGCGAGCUCGAGCACAGGAGGUGUCCGAGGGCAGCGUGAUGCUGGCGCUGGGCAUCCCCGAGGCAAACAGGGCUUGGCUGUUCCACCUGGAGGACUGCAUGAAGGAGUCCGCGCCGAGUGUCGUGGCAGAGGUGGCGCGCCGAGGUUCUGUUUACAUGCUGACUGGCGACCGCAAAGCAAACGCGAUGCACGUCACUGACAUGCUUGGGGCUUCUCACUUCGACUCGGUGCAUGCGGACCUGCGACCAGAGGACAAGCUGGCGAAGGUGCAGGAGUUCGACACCCUGCUGCGCGAGAGAGCGAGCCAGACCUCGUGGUCCCGACGCUUGCUCAGAUCGCUGGGCGUCUCCCUAGGGGGCCUGGUCAUGGUCGGCGAUGGCAUCAAUGACGCCCCAUCACUGGCGGCAGCCACUGCUGGCAUUUCCCUUGAGGCCCAGGCAGACGGCGCUUUGCAUAGCAACGCAGUGGAUGGCGGAGACGUCCUGGUGCUGAGACGCUCCGGGGACCCCAGGGGCGACAGCGAGCUGGAGCGAGUCGCAUGGCUCUUGACCCUCGCCAAGAAGGCCCGCAGCAUUGUGAUCCAGAACCUUUGCUUGGCCUUGACCUCGAUCCUCGGCGCGAGCAGCCUUACGCUGGUCACGGGCAUGCCGCUGUGGCUGGGGGUGAUCCUCCACGAGGGCACCACCAUGCUCGUGGGCCUGAACAGCCUGCGCCUCUUCUCGGUGUCCCGCCGCAGGCGCCGAUGAUCUGAGGAGUGUCCUUGAGCCAUGGGCGAGCCAGCGCUUCCUUGGCAAAUCCCAGAGCCGUUUAGACAUGGG